Physella acuta is the source of this 767-nucleotide messenger RNA. RefSeq lists its product as uncharacterized. Lineage: Eukaryota; Metazoa; Mollusca; Gastropoda; Physidae. The record is from RefSeq and is a predicted model, not a curated record.
AAGCUCUGAAAGAUAUCAGCCUAGCCUUUGUGUUUAGCUACAACACCUCGGCUGUUGAAGGUCUCAACACUAGCAGUGUGGAGUACCAGCAGUUCAGGAAUAGGACACUGCAAGCACUUGCCUCCAUCUAUAACUUGACUUUACCAAUGGAUAUUACAAAUCUAACAAUAAGUAACGGAAGUCUCGCCGUAGUUCUAAAAAUAACCGGUACAGCAAAGGAAAUUUCCGAUAACCAGAAUAGUAUCGCGGCCCUCACGAGAUCGAUACAAACAGGACAACAGAAUGUGACAUUCGAUAACUUGCCUGCAACAGCCACGCAAGUCUUUAUCAAUGGAGUCAAAUUUGAUGCCCAGGCCAGCCCCUGUGUACAAGCUGCGCUCAUUCAAGCGUGUCAGUACCCACUGGUGUGUGUGGUACUGGCUGACAACAUCACCACCACAUGCGGUUCUGAACCGCACUCAAAAAACAAACAAGGCCUGCUGAUCGGCCUCCCUGUGGGUCUCUUGCUCUACUGGUUCCUGUGUGUCAUCAUUGCCGCCCUCAUCUACACCUUCGUCAAACAGAGGAGGAAGGUCAAGACUACAGACUUCAAUGACGUGAUGCUGUUCGACGAGUCCUUGGUUCCGCUGGACAGUUUCCCCAAAAAAAAGUUGCAGGGCCUUGAGAACCCUGCCAUGACUGAGCAGAGCACGGGGACCAACGGAUCCACUGAGCAACAGAAAAUGUAAAGAGCAGUGUUUACAACCAAGUAGGAUGAUUGGGUGAGU